CUGUUGGCCAUUAAAUUUAAACAAACCGUCAACCCGACCGUUUGACAGCCGGCACGUGCUCGUUUGUUUGGGGUUUUUGUUGGAGCUCGGAAAAUCCACGAAACCGCCGGUUCCAAUAUUAAGUUUCGUGUUUUACAUCUGACCCCAACUUUGUUAGCGGAAUAUUGAUCGUCGCAUACACUAACCAAGAUGCUCUGCCCGGAGCUGUGGCGCUUUCCACAACCAACCUACAGCAGAACAACGCUAACGUGUUCCAGCUGGACCAAGGGUAAAGCAUCGGAUAAAGUUCGUCGGGAAAUAAGGGCUCGACAGUUCAACAGGACGGUAUCGAUCGUGCUUCCCGUUUGCCAACAAUCCGCGGUGGAUGAGUUGGAUCGUGAACUCAGAGCUGCUACUCGGGCCGGUUCCUACUGUUGUUUGGUCCGGCAGUGUCCACUGGUGGAACUACUGAGACAAGAGUUUCUCGAAGCAUUCGUUCGCCGUGGCCGUAUAUUUGCGAUCUCUGCCGUUGGUAGCCUUGAAACGGACGAUUGUGUUGCUCUCACACCCGAUGGUAUUUUGCUACUUAAUUUGCACCAAGAAACGUUCCAGAGGCUCGGCAUUUCCGAUAGUCUCGUGACGCAUCGAAAGGACAAAUAUGUGGUGAAACUAGACCUAAUGUCAACCUCCCCGGAGACAUCCGGGGGUGGGCCACGCAUAGAACGUGUGAGAGAACGCUUCGUGACCGAAUCACUGGCCUGCGAUUUGCUGAUCCGGUGGCUUCCGCCAAACGAUUGUUCAACGAUGCUUGGGGUGGCUCCUGAGCUUACCAUAAGUCCAGCAUCGCUCGAACGAUAUCUAACGGUAGCAAGAGGGCUGACCGUCGUGCAAGUUCCGGCCAUUAGCUACAAACGGCGCGAGCUUAGUGAUGAAGCGAUACCGCUGUUAAGCCGAGAUAAGGAUGGCGAAUGGUGUACCCAUGAUGAGCUGCUUGAGUACUUCGGUAUGCUCGUACUCGACUGUGAUACCGUCGAAGAAGAGUAUCUGAACGAGUAUACGCUCGAUGGGAACCGGAUCGAGAAUGAUGCUGCGACAGGUAACUGGCACAUACAGAUCAACGGAAUGCUGAGCCCGAUGGAAGUGGAAUCUCUUGCUGAUACACUUGCGAGGUUCGUUAUAAACAGAAGCAAUCAUGCGCCUCCUGAAUCUGGUUUGCUUUGGGUUGGCCUACAUGUACAGUGUCACUCGAAUGUCCCUGCAAGUAGAGGUGAUCAAGGAGAGAAAGGAAUGGGAUGGAACAGUGAAAACGCUUACACUAUCAUCAUCGGAAGCGAUGGAGCGGUAAUCUGCAAUCUGAUAGUAGGCAUCAGUGGGAAAGGAUCCACAAAAAACGAGUUUCAAUAAACGAAACGAAGAACAAGGUAGACAGCAUUUUAUUUCGAUCCGUAGG
Messenger RNA from Anopheles darlingi, 1429 nucleotides. RefSeq names its product ribonuclease P protein subunit p40-like. The record is from RefSeq and is a predicted model, not a curated record. Gene Ontology annotation, molecular function: ribonuclease P activity; ribonuclease MRP activity. The transcript has 4 exons. NCBI's taxonomy places the organism in Eukaryota, Metazoa, Arthropoda, Insecta, Diptera, Culicidae. Gene Ontology annotation, biological process: tRNA 3'-end processing; tRNA 5'-leader removal; endonucleolytic cleavage in ITS1 to separate SSU-rRNA from 5.8S rRNA and LSU-rRNA from tricistronic rRNA transcript (SSU-rRNA, 5.8S rRNA, LSU-rRNA). Gene Ontology annotation, cellular component: ribonuclease MRP complex; multimeric ribonuclease P complex. The coding region runs from base 190 to 1383 and encodes 397 amino acids.